Hydra vulgaris (swiftwater hydra) is the source of this 4424-nucleotide messenger RNA. The record is from RefSeq and is a predicted model, not a curated record. NCBI's taxonomy places the organism in Eukaryota, Metazoa, Cnidaria, Hydrozoa, Anthoathecata, Hydridae.
AAUAAAAGAAUUUAAUCAAGAAAAUGAUUUUAUGUAAUUGAAUUGUCAAAUGGAUUCACCAAAACCUUUCUUAAUUUCUUCAGCUGACGGAUCAAUAACAAAAUUAAAAUCUGUUAGAGAAAUACCUGAAGAAUACAGAAAAGUUUUCCCAUUUCUAUAUUUUAAUGCCUUACAAUCGAAACUUUUUGAUAAGGUAAUGUAUUCAGAUAACCCUAUUGUAGUUUGUUCUCCUACUGGAUCAGGAAAAACAGUAUUGUUUGAACUAUGUAUUAUUCGUUUCUUACUGAAAAGUGGUGCCUCUCAUUCCUUAUACAAAGUUGUUUAUAUGGCUCCAAUUAAAGCACUAUGCAAUGAAAGGUAUCAAGAUUGGAAAGACAAGUUUGGAAUAUUUGGAUUGCGCUGUACUGAACUAACAGGAGACACAGACCUUGAUGAUUUCCAAGAACUUCAAUAUUCCAAUAUUAUUUUUACAACACCGGAAAAAUGGGAUAAUCUGACUAGAAAGUGGAAAGAUUACAAGUCUUUGUUUCAGUCAGUUAGAUUAUUUAUGAUAGAUGAGGUACACUUGCUUAAUGAUAAUGCGCGAGGUGCAACCAUGGAAGCUGUUGUCAGCCGUAUGAAAACUGUUCAAGUUGCCAUCAAUAAUGAAAAAAAUAAAACUGACAACCAAGAUAUGAGAUUUAUUGCAGUGUCAGCAACAAUUCCUAAUGUUGAUGAUAUUGCUGCUUGGUUAGACACUGGAUUUCUUCCUGCUUUUGGAGUUAGUCUUGGCAAUGAGUAUAGACCUGUACAGUUAAAGAAAGUUGUUUUAGGUUAUGAACCUGAGAAAAAAUCAGAUUUUAUGUUUGAUCUGACUCUUAGUUACAAGUUAAGUGGCGUAAUACGAACACACUCUGACAAUAAGCCAACAUUAAUUUUUUGUUCCACUCGCAAAAGCGUGGUGCAAGCCGCUGGAAUUCUUGUUAAAGAUCAAAAAAUUUUUAUAGAUUCUCGACAAAGACAAAGGCUGUUUAGUUAUGCUAAUAGUAUCCAUGAUUCCAAAUUACAAGAUUGUGUUAAACAUGGUUGUGGUUAUCAUCAUGCUGGUUUAAACAUAAAUGAUCGAAAGCGUAUUGAAGAAAUAUUUUCUACUGGGGAUCUUCCAGUACUGGGUUAAUCUACCUGCUCACCUUGUAAUAAUAAAAGGAACUAUGCAUUAUGAAAUGAGCAGUACUGUUGAGUAUUCUGAAGCCCAAAUUUUACAAAUGAUGGGUCGAGCUGGUCGACCACAGUUUGAUACGUCUGCAACUGCUGUGGUGAUGACAAAAAAUCAAAACAAGAAAAGAUAUGAAGAUCUUGUGUCAGGCAACCAAAACAUUGAAAGCAGCUUACAUCACCAUUUAACUGAGCAUUUAAAUGCAGAAAUUGUCCUAGGAACAAUAGAAAAUGCUGAUGUUGCUCAAGACUGGUUAAAGUCAACUUUUUUAUACAGAAGGAUGCAAGAAAAUCCCAAAUACUAUGGGGCUCCUGAAGGUUUGGAUAAAGAUGCUCUUGGGAAAAGAUUACAAGCUAUGUGUUUGCUUUCAUUGAAGACGCUUCAAACAUUACAUUUGGUGACUUGUGAUAGUAGUUACCAACUUAAAUCAACUGAAACCGGAAAGUUACUGGCCAGAUACUGUGUUGAUUUAGAAACAAUGAAGUUGUUUUCUACUGUUAAUGGAAAUGAGGACAUGGCAGACAUGAUUUCACUUUUAUCCAAUGCUGAAGAAUUUAAAGAAAUAACUAUCCGUCAGAAUGAGAAAAAAGUUCUUAAUAUGCUAAACAAAGACAAGGAAAAAGUGACCAUAAGAUUUCCUUUGUCUUCAAAGAUAACUAGUACUGCAAUGAAGAUUAAUUGUCUUUUACAAGCCGCUCUUGGAUGUCUUUCAGUCGUUGAGUUUUCACUUUUGCAAGAUACUGCGAAAAUAUUUCAAGUUGGUCAAAGAAUAUCUAGGUUCAUGAUGGAAUACUUUCUGCUUCAAAAUAACUUCCAGACUGCUCUUAACUCUGUACUAUUGUGCAAAUGCAUUCGUGCAAAGUUGUGGGAAAAUUCUCCAUAUGUCUCUCGACAAUUAGAAAAAAUAGGUGCAACACUAUCAGCUGCAUUAGUGAAUGCAGGGCUCACAUCAUUUCAAAAGAUGGAGGAAACAAAUCCAAGAGAAAUAGAAUUGAUUUUAAAUCGUCAUCCACCAUUUGGUUCACAGGUCAAGGAGCUAAUUUCAUCUCUUCCAAAAGUUGAUUUGAUCAUUGAGCAGGAAGGCAGUUUUAGCUCAACUCAAGCCAAUAUAUUAGUAAAAAUAAUGUUGUUAAAUAACAAAGAUGUGCAACAUCAUCAACAUCUUUUAAUUAUUGGUGAUGCUGAUAAUAAAAUUGUUUUUAAGCAAAAGUUGUUUAUUCACAACUUUCAUGGACAUGUAUGGUCUAAAAAGAUUACAGUCAUCAGAAGUUUUAUAAAUGCUGCUAUUAGUGUUAACCUUAUCAAUUUAUUUUAUGUUGGUUUAGAUGUACAAACAUCAUUUACUCCUGUUUACAGUGGGGAUUUAAAUAAAAAUUUCUUUGAGGAAAACUCCUACAUUGCAGACUCGACAUUCAAGAAGAUGAAACCCUAUGUAGACUGCAAUCAUAAGUGUGUAAACAAAAUGAACUGUGGUCAUCGUUGUUGCAAACCUGUUCUUCAUAGAAUCUCUGAAUCUAACAAACGAUGUUCAAAAGGUGAAGCCAGCUGUCUUCAAAAGUUGCCACCAAAAAGAUCUAAAGCAACAUCCAAACAAGAUCUUCAGAAUCUUAAUUUGGUUACUUCAAAAAAUGUUAUUAAUGGUCUUGAAGCGUUUUCUUACAAACCCAAAAUGUCAGGUUAUAUCAAGAAUGACAAUGAUCAGAAUGAAAAUCAAGUUUGUAAACGUCAAAAACUUAUAGAUGGAGGUAUAUUAUCUCAAGUGGACACAUUUCAAAGUUUACGUGCACAAAACAGCUUUUAUGAUGAUUUUUCUGUUUCUAAUCUUUUUGAUGAUAUUACCACAGAUCAAAAAUUGACUGAUGUCGAAGAAACAAUUGACCAAUUUGGAAGAUUUGAGGAAGAUUUUUAUGAAGAUACUAUGGUAAAAGGUGAUCAAUCACAAAUGGUUCCUGUGCUAAAUAAAUUUAAUAAUGAAAAAGAUUAUUUUUCAAGUAUGAAUUUGGUGACAAGAGCUUCUCUUCUCAACCACUCAACUACAAGAGUAAAGGCGAAUUUACUACCAAAUCGAAUGAAUGAUUAUAAUUGUAGUUUAACUUCAGAGUCAUUAACAGAACCAACAACAUUGCAUAGUAAUGCAAAAACGUUGAAGAUACCCAAUAAAAAGGCUAAACUGUCAAAGCCUUGUUACAGCAUAACAAAUACACAUAAUAAUAGCCAUAUAAACCCAAGUUUUAUUUUUGAUAGCAAAUAUUCUAGAAAUAUUGAAGAUCAUUCAGAAUACCUGAAUAGCUUAUCUGGUUUGUCUCAUGAGGCAAACUUUGCAUUUCAAAAAAAAAUUAGUCGUGCUGAAACCAAGCAUUUAAAUGAUUGUAAGUUAUCUAAAAUUCCGGCAAAAAAUCCUAUACCACAUUGUGGAUAUGUUAAAAAAAAAGAGUUUUUGGAAUCUUUAAAUACAAUUCAUAAUACAGAAUUGGAGAACAAAGAUUUUUCAUCUGGUUUUGAAAAAAUUGAAACUCCAACUGUAAAUAAGCAGCAAAAAACUGAUAUAAAAGGUUUUAACAAGAAUUUGGAUGAAAUUGAGUUUAAAAUAUCUGAUGAAAAUAAGGAUUCAAAGGAAUUUUUUUUUAAAAGUAUAACAAAUGUUUGUUCAGAUCCUCAAUUUAGUAAAAGUUUGUCUUCAACUGAUUAUUCGCAUGCUAAACGGAAAAUAUAUUUUUCAAAUGUUCAAUAUAAUGAUAAAGAAAAUAUCACAGAAAACUGGCAGAGUUCAAUUUUCACGAUUAACAACCAUGUUCAGUCUGGAAAUAUGGUGCAAAAGCUUCAAGAUAAUCCUGACGACAAUUUCGAUUUUAUUGACAUAUAGAGAAAAUAUUUGUGAAUAUGUCUCUAACGAAUCAUGCUAGUUAUACAAAAAGUUCAUAGUUUUUUCCGAAUUUGAUGUGUUGUGUUUAUUGUGAUUGGGCAAAAUCAAUAAAGCUUUGCUUAGACUGCUUGCAUCAUUAAAUCGCUUAUCAAGUUUUACAUUCUUUAUAAUUUAUCAAUAAAUCCAUUCUAAAACAAAAAAAUUUUUCCUUGUAAUUUUUAGCACUAAGUCACCUAUUUCUUUUAGCGUAUAAAUAGAUCUUUUACUUUAUUAGUUAUCGGUUAUUAUUUUUAAAUCUUAAUUGAUUAUGUAAAAUGUUCCGAUUAGUUGGUAUUUUAUUAUGUAUGUAAUGAUUAUUAUGUUUUA